This is a messenger RNA of Thamnophis sirtalis, 761 nucleotides long. NCBI's taxonomy places the organism in Eukaryota, Metazoa, Chordata, Lepidosauria, Squamata, Natricidae. The record is from RefSeq and is a predicted model, not a curated record.
AUGAAGGGGAAAGGUUAUCAUGAGACCAUCAGUGGCAAACAGGAUGAUUCUCUUCAACUCAAUAGAGCUGACGUCAAUGUGACCAAAGGCAGAUGGCGCCGCUCUUCAAGCCAGGUGGUGCAGCCUAUUGACUGUCUUCUUUCCAGUUGGUCAUCAUGGACUGCUUGUGAUUCUUGCCAGAAAAAAAGACUUUAAUGCUUUCACAAACAAUCUAGAAGGGGUGAUUCUUGACUAUAAAUAUUAUGCAGGAGCAUGUCGGCCACAACAUAUUGGUACUGUUGGUUUUAGAAAACCAUACAAUGUAGAAAGUUAUUUGGCUGAGACCAAAGGCAAAUAUGAAUUUUCAAUGACUGCGCACGAAUCGUAUUCAAGUUUUGAACACAGCGUCUCCAGGGCAAAAUCAAAAGAAGAAAGUUUUAGCAUUGGACUAACUAUACCCCGUCUAUUUAAAUUUAGUUACAAUAAAAAUGACAAGCGAUAUCAAAAAUUUGUUAGCAGGACGAAAAGAUUUUCUUCAACGUCUAGCAGGUUUGUCCAUGCACAUGCAGAACUGGAAGUUGCUCAAUAUAAACUGAAGAGACAGGACCUGAUGCUUCACUCUGAGUUCUUCCAGAGGAUCCUUCGGUUGCCUCUGGUGUAUAGCUAUGGAGAAUAUCGUGAUCUUUUCAGAGAUUAUGGAACACAUUACAUCACUGAAGCAACUCUUGGUGGCACUUAUGAAUAUACUUUGAUCAUGAAUAGUAAUGAGCUGGAGAAGGCAG